GUAAACCCCAGUGGGGUGUGCCUGGGGAGGGUUGGUCAGUCCCUGCUCCCCCGUGACCCUCGUGCUGCCCCACAGGACGCGCUGCGCAGCUCCGGCUCCGAUGGCAUGGGGCAGAUCUCCCUGGAGUUCUACCAGAAGAAGAAAUCCCGGUGGCCUUUCUCGGAUGAGUGCAUUCCCUGGGAGCUGUGGACCAUCAAGGUGAACGUGGUGAACCUGGCCAACGAGCAGGAGCGGCAGAUCUGCCGCGAGAAGGUGGGGGAGAAGCUCUGCGAGAAGAUCAUCAACAUCGUGGAGGUGAUGAACCGCCACGAGUACCUGCCCAAGAUGCCCACCCAGUCCGAGGUGGACAAUGUCUUUGACACCAGCCUGAAGGACGUGCAGCCCUACCUGUACAAGAUCUCCUACCAGAUCACGGACUCCCUGGGCACCUCGGUCACCACCACCAUGCGCCGGCUCAUCAAGGACACGCUGGCGCUGUAGGGCUGGUGGCACCCAGGCAGGGUCACCGUGGCACUUUUGGGGCAGUGACUCUGCUUGGAUCCCCUCCUUCACCUCCAGAAAGCUUCUGGGAGGAGCUUGGCUUGGCCUAGCCUGUAAUUUGGGGGUUGCUGCUCCUUGGUUUUGUCCAUCCUGGAGAACUGGCUCAGUGGCUCCGGCCUGGCUGAUGACUGGGGUGAGUCCUCAGGGCAAGGGUGGCACCAGCCCUGAGCGGUGCUGGGGCCUGGCAGAGGGUGCUGGGGGUCAGGGUGACACCCCACCCACCCCUCUGCAGCACACUUGGUGCCACACAGCCAGUGCUGGCCGUGUCCCUUAUCACCACCUGUCCCCAGUGUCACUCCUGUCCCUGGGGGGCCAGAGCUGCCCCAAAAAUAAAGAGUUUCUGCUUUCACACA
This is a messenger RNA of Zonotrichia albicollis (white-throated sparrow), 893 nucleotides long. The record is from RefSeq and is a predicted model, not a curated record. Lineage: Eukaryota; Metazoa; Chordata; Aves; Passeriformes; Passerellidae.